Molecule: messenger RNA, 465 nt
Organism: Scutellospora calospora
Lineage: Eukaryota; Fungi; Glomeromycota; Glomeromycetes; Diversisporales; Gigasporaceae
Source: the annotation of a GenBank genome assembly
AUGAAUAACUCAAUUUACAAAAGUGUUCGUUUGCUUGCAGAAGGUGAAAUACGUUCGGAGCAACAUUAUGGUCCUUAUGCUUGUGACUGGUGGUCACUGCGACUAUUUAAUAGCGAAGAUAAUAUUUCCAAUUCUGUUCCAUAUAGACUUUAUAUGCACAUUAGUUUUAUACUUAACCAAUGCCAAUUUUAUCUAAAAGUAGUUCAAAAUGAUGAAAAUCAAUUGCAACCUGGGUUUGUUUGUUUUAGUAGUAAUGAAACAAGUAAGAUUUGUUUAACACUAUCUCAAUCUAUUAACAGCAUUUAUCGUAUAAUUUUUGAAACAAAGACAACAUAUUCAGAGCCUGAGAUUCUUAGGCUUAAUGAUGAAAAAAUAGUCAAGAAAUUGUUAAUUGGUGUAUUAUUUAGAUCUAUUUUUUUAAAUAUUAGAAAUCAUAUUUUAGUAGUAUUGAAAAUAGAAGACUAA